AUGGCGAAAGUGCAUAAAGUGAUUACACCAUUAAUACCGGUCCUCUCCCCACCUGGUAGCUCUUACUAUAACUUGAAGAAGAUUCCUGCAAAAUUUUUCGAAAAAAUUGAGGGCGCAAACAUCGAAACCAACUCACUAGAUGCGAGAGAAAUCUUCGAGAACACUAAUCUUGAGCCCAAUGAAAAUUUGAUAUCUCUAGAUGUGAAGAGUUUGUACACAAAUGUUCCACUGAAAAAUAUUCCAAUAGAUAUAGCUUUGAGAAAACUGUAUGAGCAAGAUGAACAACCAUCAAUUGCUAGGAAAACCAUGAAGAGAUUGUUGAACAUGGCAGUUAGUCAAAUCCAUUUCAAGUGCAAUGAAACAUGGUACGUUGAGAAAGAUGGUUUGACAAUGGACGCAUCUCUUGCUGUUAUUUUAGCAAAUCUUUGGCUGAAGCAGUACGAAACUGCACUAUCGAGGGAUAUUCCCGAAAUACUUUUGCCCGAGAAAGAUCCUAACGGAUUAUGUCCGAGUGCAAUAAAAAAGUCACGUACAGGUCAAAGGUGUAAAAUGUGA
Messenger RNA from Symsagittifera roscoffensis, 555 nucleotides. RefSeq lists its product as uncharacterized. The transcript has a single exon. The record is from RefSeq and is a predicted model, not a curated record. The coding region runs from base 1 to 555 and encodes 184 amino acids. Lineage: Eukaryota; Metazoa; Xenacoelomorpha; Acoela; Convolutidae.